CUGGCAGCUGAGGAGCACAUUCGGACUAAAGCCAUGGAUGUACCCCGACCAUUCCUUCUCCUCCUGUGUGCCCUCCACCUGACCUUGAGCGGAGUGUUGAGCAAACACAUAGAUCACAGAAACCUGUUCACACAGAGGGUGUGCUGCAAAAGGCAGAGCCACUUUGUCUACAUUGGACAAGACAUCUCUGGGAGUCCUGUCAGUGUGGAUGUGGGGAUGUGCAGGUCGCACUGCGGGGCAGCAUCCAGGCCAUCACAUGAAGCAGGACAGCAGGAAUACUCCAAACAUUCCUCAAUGCUGGAAUUUCUCAAGAGCAAAAAAGUGAGAACGCGCGGACCUGCAGCUCCAGAGAGCUCCGAGCCGCAGAAGCAGCUGCCCUCCUGCGGUAUGAACCAGGUGUGCGAGCCCACCGGGAUGCGCGUGGACCGUGUGCUGCUGUUUGAGGGACCCCGGGAGGUGGAGGUCAUCGAGGAGUGCCACUGUGAGAUCAAGCUGAGCCAGUGCAUCCGCGUCCCCGCGCUGAGGACUUACUACCCCGAGACGCCCUAUGAGACGGUCAUCGACGUGGGAGGAUGCUCCCGGUCCAAGGGCUCACCAGAGGGAUUCUCCUGCGUCCCCACCAAGUUUGACUCAGCGCUGGUGGAAACCCCCAACAAAGCGGACCUCAUCCAGACAGUGACGGCUUGUGAGCUGAAGGAGAGCUGCUACCGGGUCCCAUAUGUGGAGUAUUACUAUGAAAUAGUCCACCAUGCAGAUGGAGUAAAAGAGGAGAGGCUCAAAGAAAUAGAUGUGGGCAGAUGUUUGGGAGGCUGCACUACAGGAAACCAGUGCCUUCUCAGGAGUCCAUCUGAUCCAGAAAUCUGCCACUUAUGGGCUGAAAGACAGUCGGUUUCCUGCGUUCCUCAGGGCCACGAGAGCCACAGCUUCCUUAACCAGCACGGGCAAACUCGUACCGUUCUCUCCAUCACUUCCUGCCUCUGUCAAAGCUGAACGCUGCGCCUCCUGCUGGAAAACAACUUCCAAUCCCUUCUCAGCCCACUGAUGACCCCAUCACACACUGUAACAUUGGCUUCAGAAUUUGCUAUCCUAAAGUAAUUCCUAAA
Molecule: messenger RNA, 1103 nt
Organism: Chelmon rostratus (copperband butterflyfish)
Lineage: Eukaryota; Metazoa; Chordata; Actinopteri; Chaetodontiformes; Chaetodontidae
Gene: pnhd
Product: pinhead
Exons: 7
Coding region: 34-990 (318 amino acids)
Source: RefSeq, a predicted model, not a curated record